AUGGGUUUUUUUCAUAGGUCUGCUUCUACUGUAGAAGUUGGACCAGCUAAGCCUGGUGAGACUGCCCCCAGAAGAAAUAUUCAUGCCAAGGACCAUGCCUGGACUACUCCAGACGACGUUCCUGGCGUUGAUACAAUCUAUAAGCUCUUCAAAAAGAAUGUCGAGCUCUACGAUACCAGAUAUGCUAUGGCUUCUCGUGUAAUUAAGACCAUUCACACUGAGGAGAAGAUGGUUACUAAAAAGAUUGAUGGUAAAGAUCAAAAAGUCCCCAAGAAAUGGCAAUAUUACGAAUUGACCCCCUAUCACAAUAUCACAUAUCGUGAGUUGGAUACCCUUGUUUCCAAUAUCGCCUCAGGUUUGGUUAAAUUAGGCGUCAAGCCCAAUGGCGAAGAGAGAUUCCACAUCUAUGCUCAGACCUGUGCAGAAUGGUUACAAACUGCUCUUGCUUGUAGCAGCCAAGGUAUCCCUGUUGUAACUGCAUACGACACAUUGGGUGAAGAGGGUUUGACUCACUCGAUGGUCGAAACUGAAACUGUCGGUGUUCUUGUCGACGGUGCCAAUUUGCACACCUUAUUGCGACCUCUUAAGAAGGCUACCAAGAUCAAGUACAUCAUCUACCGCCAAGAUAUUGAAGAUGCCAAUUAUGACAAGGACAUUGAAGAGCUCAAAGCUCUUCGUGAAGAUAUCCAAGUUCUACGUUUUGAGGACCUUGUAGCUCUUGGAAAGGCCAAUUCUAUUCCUGCUUCGCCUCCUUCUCCAGAGGAUACCGCUCUCAUUAUGUAUACUUCCGGCUCCACGGGAACCCCCAAGGGUGUUAUUCUGCUCCAAAAGACUGUUGUGGGAGGCGUUGCCGGUGUAGCUGGUAAUAUUGAUCACAAGACAAUCUGUCCUGGAGACAAGGUUUUGGCAUUCCUUCCUUUAGCCCAUAUUUUCGAAUUUACCCUUGAGUUGGGCUGCAUUCACUGGGGUGCUACUCUGGGUUAUGCCAAUCCCAAAACUCUUAGUGACGUCUCUGUCAAGAACUGUUUGGGAGAUAUCCGUGAAUACAAGCCUGAUAUCAUGGUCGGUGUGCCAACAGUCUGGGAAAACGUCCGCAAGGGUAUCUUGAGCAAGAUUAAGGAGAAUCCUUCUAUUGUUCAAAAGAUUUUCUGGGCCGCUUACUAUGCCAAGCUUGGUUUAAGCCACUAUGGUAUCCCAGUCCCACUUGUCGAUACUUUGAUCUUCAAGAAGGUCAAGGAUGCUACUGGUGGUAAUGUCAAGUUUGUGAUGAACGGAGGUGCCGCUCUGUCGAAAGACACCCAAGUAUUUAUUUCAACUCUCAUUGCUCCACUUUUGAUUGGUUAUGGUCUUACUGAGACCAAUGCCAACUGUUCACUUAUGAGUCCUCGCAAUUUCGAGUUUGGCACUCAGGGCGAGCUUACUCACGGUGUCACUGUUAAGCUUGUUGAUGUUCCAGAUGCUGGUUACUUUGCCAAGAAUAACCAAGGUGAAGUAUUCAUUAAGGGUAACCCUGUCAGCCCCCAAUACUUCAAGAACGAGAAAGAGACUAAAGAUGCAUUCACCGAGGAUGGCUGGUUCAUGACUGGUGACAUUGGUGAAUGGACUCCUUCUGGAUCGCUGAAGCUCAUUGACCGUAAGAAGAAUCUCGUUAAGACGUUGCAUGGAGAAUACAUUGCUCUUGAAAAGCUUGAAUCUACUUACCGUUCCAACCCCUAUGUUGCCAAUAUUUGUGUCUAUGCUGACUCUUCGCAUGUUAAGCCAAUUGCCAUUAUUGUACCAGCUGAAAAGGCCAUCCACGAGCUUUGUUCUGAUAAGAAGAUUGAUAUUCACGAGGAUGUUGCCCAAGACCCUCGCAUCACCUCAGUUAUUCAUAAGAGUAUUCUUGAAACUGGUAAAGCUGCUGGACUUUCUGGUGUUGAGCUUCUUGCUGGUAUUGUCAUCAGCCCUAUUGAAUGGACUCCUCAAAACGGCUAUGUUACCUCUGCUCAGAAACUCCAAAGAAAGAAGAUUCUUGAGGCCAACAAGAAGGCUGUUGAAGAUGUUUUCAAGCGCAACGACUGA
Molecule: messenger RNA, 2061 nt
Organism: Sugiyamaella lignohabitans
Lineage: Eukaryota; Fungi; Ascomycota; Dipodascomycetes; Dipodascales; Trichomonascaceae
Gene: FAA4
Product: long-chain fatty acid-CoA ligase FAA4
Exons: 1
Coding region: 1-2061 (686 amino acids)
Biological process (GO): long-chain fatty-acyl-CoA metabolic process; long-chain fatty acid metabolic process
Cellular component (GO): endoplasmic reticulum; plasma membrane; lipid droplet
Molecular function (GO): long-chain fatty acid-CoA ligase activity
Source: RefSeq, a predicted model, not a curated record